AUGUCUUACGUAGAAUAUAAUCACCUUCUUUUUGAGAUAAGCCAACGACUCGAUCAGCUGAACGAACAUGAACACAUAAUCUUAAUGUGUAGAGGGCUUGUGGCGUCAAGACCAGAAGACAUCCCCGAUGCACUUUCGCUCUUUCGAGAGCUAGAGGAUCGAAAUAAUUUGGCCAUUGAUAAAGUUGAGCUAUGGAAAGAGCUUCUGAAAGCGGUCGGAGAAUGGUCGUUGUUUCAGAAAGUGAGAAAGUUCGUGGACAAAAGGAAAGAAUAUAAAGAAUUGCUUGAACAGAUCAGCCGCGCUCUCGACGAAAGCAAUCAACUGCAGCAGCUCAUUUCUGUCUGCACUGCGAGGGAAACUUUGGACGAAAAUGAAAGAAACACUCAGGUUGUUCGAAUUUUGUUCGAAAAACUUGAACGGUGGGGACUUUUUGCGUUUGGUCGUCUUGAUUUCUUAAAAGGGAUUUUAUCGGGAAUUGAGAGGCAAGAUCUGGUGAUGAAAGUUCAGGAUUUCGAGAAGUGA
Molecule: messenger RNA, 522 nt
Organism: Pocillopora meandrina
Lineage: Eukaryota; Metazoa; Cnidaria; Anthozoa; Scleractinia; Pocilloporidae
Source: the annotation of a GenBank genome assembly